Messenger RNA from Gadus chalcogrammus (walleye pollock), 1457 nucleotides. RefSeq names its product C-type lectin domain containing 14A (gene clec14a). The record is from RefSeq and is a predicted model, not a curated record. The transcript is spliced from 2 exons. Gene Ontology annotation, biological process: positive regulation of axonogenesis. NCBI's taxonomy places the organism in Eukaryota, Metazoa, Chordata, Actinopteri, Gadiformes, Gadidae. The coding region runs from base 1 to 1221 and encodes 406 amino acids. Gene Ontology annotation, cellular component: cytoplasm.
AUGGAACGCGGUCCGGUGUGGAGGGUCCUGCUGGCGCUCGCGUUGCUGGACAUGAGCUCGGGGGCCCCCGGGGGGUCCGAGGGCCCCGGGGCGCCCGGGUGGGUGUACGAGGUCCACAUGGAGCAGGUGAGCUUCGACAAGGCGGUGGAGGGCUGCUCUGGUGGGGGCCGUCUGGCCGAGCUCCCCUCGGAGCAGGAGGUGUCGGAGGUACUGCUGCGGCUGGAGGACAAGCUGCGGGGGUCCGCCGACGCCCAGACCUUCUGGGUGGGCCUGAGGAGGACCAAGGGCGAGUGUGUGAUCCCCCACCUCCCCCUCCGGGGCUUCAGCUGGCGGUCGGACGGCGGGCACCACUGGGCGGGGCCGGGGCGCUGGUGGGAGGAGCCCGAGGAGACGUGCAUCGUUCGCUGCGCGGCGCUGAAGGCCCAGGCCAACGGGACGGGUCUGGGCCGCUGGGGGCUGCUGGCCCGGCCCUGCGGGCGCCCCCACGCCUUCAUCUGCCAGCGGGCGCGCCGACACGCGGACCCCCCGCUGACGAGCCCCACCCCCACCCCCACCACCCACUCCACCAGCAUCCUCACCCCCACGACUAGACCGGGACCGGGACCGGGACCGGACACAAAACCAGAACCUACCCCGAAGCCGGAGGCCGAACCACGACCACCGCCAGGAGCAGAGCAAGACCCCAAACCAGAGUCUAAACCGGACCCGCCUGGACCAGGACCCCCGCCGCCCGCCAAGGUGCCCGGGACCAAGCCCUGCCCCAUGCCCAAGCUCACCUGGGCCCGCUCGCUUAGGCCCGAGCCCGGGGACCCGGGGCUGCUGACGCUGGAGUGCUGGUCCGGGGCCCAGCCCCGGGUCCACUGCUCGGACGGACGCUGGGAGUACCUCGGCUCGGCCCUGGACCCGGCCGUCGUCUGUCCUGUGAGCCGGAGCACCGCCCCCCCCCCUCCUCCUCCUCCUCCUCCUCCUCCCCCCUCUCCGAGCGAGGCCGGCCAGGUGGAGGUGCAGGAGGGCGGCUGGGCGGGGCUCAUGGUCCCCGUGCUGGUGGCCGUGGCCUUGCUGGUGCUGCUGGUGGUGCUGGUGGCGGUGGCGGUGUGGUGCUGCCUGGCCCGGCGCUCCAAGGACCGCGCGGUCCGGAAGGCCGAGAAGAUGGCGAUGGAGAACAAGGAGGCGGGCGGCAAGGACUCCAUGGAGACGACCAAUGAGAAGGAGAGACGAUGAUUCAGCCUCGCCGUGAUUGGCUGUUGGGUCCUAGCGCUCCGUAGCCCGUACUGUGAACGAGGGUUAGGGUGGUUAGGCCGGGGCUGGUCAGGGGUACAGCCUGGCUGGAUGGGCUGGUUAUGUUAUGUCAGGUAAGAAUAGGUUGGGUUAGGGUUAACUUGGUUCAGGUUAAGAUAAGAUUAGGAUAUUUAAUGUUGGGCUAGGUUAGUUUGGGUUAGGGUAAGAUUAUGUUAGGU